GUAGUUGAAAAAUCUCUACUCCAAAUGUCAAAAACUCCUCAGUCUUCUCCUUCCCUUCUUUUUCCUUCUUUACCCCUUACCAAGCACAAUUUCUCUCCCUCUCUCCCCCUCAUUCUCUGCAAUUUCCUCCAAAAUUCAGAGAGAAAAGAAAAAAAAAAAGCAUAAUUUUGUUGUGUCAGACAAAUAGACAGAAAGAAAGAUAGCCAAGAAUUUUCUGGAAUCUUUGAUCGAACCUUUUUUUAUUCCUUUUUCCCUUUUAGCAUUUUAGUUCAGAGAAGAGUCUUUUUGAAGUUUAUUGUUUGUUUUCGUUUUGUUUUUGUGCUCCUUGACUUGAUCAACGACCAAUAGGUGUGUGAUUCUGGAUGCCCGUUUUAGACCGCAUUGAUGGCUCAACGGUUCGUCAAAGUGGAAGAUUGAUGACGAUUUUGGGGAUUUAGCUAUUUAAAUCGAAAGUGGAAAAAAAAUUGAUGGAGCGAUUCAUCUCAGUUUGUUUAUGGUUGAUUUUGGUGUUGUAUUUGGUUUUCAGAUCUGCGGGAAAUGCUGAAGUUGAUGUUACUUUCGAGUUUCUAGUUUGGCUUAAUAAAUGCUUUUCCUUCGUCAAUCUAGUGAUCUUGGGAAUGCGAAUCUUUCUGGUCAAUUGGUUCCACAGAUCGGGCAGCUUAUGAAUUUGCAGUAUCUGGGGCUUUAUCGCAAUAACAUAUCUGGAAUAAUCCCAGAGGAGCUUGGAAAUUUGAUAAACUUGGUGAGCUUGGAUCUUUCCUUGAAUGCUUUAACCGGGAACAUUCCAACUUCUCUGGGCAAGCUUCCAAAACUACGUAUCCUUUGCAUAAAGAACAUUGGCUUGAAAGAUGGUCUUCAACAACGAGUUUUUCAUGGACUCCACAGAACGACUAGUUUGUUCUCGUCUGUAUUAGCUCCUUGUGAGUCACCCAACGAAGUCAAGGUCCAGCAAAAAAAGAUUCAACUAAAGAUGAGGGAUUGUUUAUCAAUCGGUUAUACUUUUACCUUGUCUUAAGAGACAUCUAUCCUCCUCAAACAAAACAAUCUAAAAGAUUUGAUAGAUAUAUGGAAGAAGAUGAGUGCAUCAAGACAAGAGGAGUUUUGUUAGAGACAUAUGCAUAUACCACACCUUCUUGCAGUAAAUGUCGACAAUCAACUAAUUAGAGUUGUAGCGCAAUUCUGAGAUCCUACAUACAAGUGUUUCAUAUUCAAUGAAGUUGAUAUGACGCCAAUCAUCGAAGAAUAUUCGACUUUGUUGGGUUUGCACCUCAAGGCUCUUGACAAGAUAUAUGUAAAAAAACAUAAGUUAGGAUUUCGUAAGAAUUUGGCUCAUCUCAUAGGGAUAGACAAAGAGAUUAUGGAUUUUCAUACAAACAAAAAACCAGAACAGGUUUGCCUACCUUGAAAGUUUUUUUAUGAUUUUUUAAUACAACAUGCUGAUGAAGAGCGGGGGUUAGAUGUAUUUGCCUUAGUCAUAUACGGAAUGGUGAUAUUUUCAAAGGUUUUAGGUUAUAUUAAAAUAGCAGUGAUUGACUUGUUCGAAAGUGUAAUCAAUGGUUGUAACCCUUCAAUGGUAAUAUUAGCAAAAACUAUAAGAUCUUUGAGUUAGUCGUUGAAAUGACGUUUUAUAGGUUGCAUAUAGUUAUUGUACUUAUGGAUGAAAAGUCACUUUGAGUGGAGAAAAUGUAUUUUCUCAAAGCUUUAUGUCUGCAAUCGAGCUUCGAUCAAAGAAUUUUGUAAAAGUGGGUGGUUAGAACAAAAGUAUAAAAAAGAGUAGGUAGCUUUCUUACAAAAAUUGACAAGUGCCGAAGUAAGAGGGUUAGUCCCAUGGAUGAAUCGUGAAUCUAUGCUGUAUCAUUGUAGAGAUAACUCUGUAGUCUCACUUUUGGGUUUAUAGAGAGCAACAAGUUAUGCGUCAUUUCUAGUUAUGAGGCAGUUUGGGGUAGAACAGUUUAUUCCCAUGACGCAUAAGCUUCGUCAAUUAUAUUUUUCUUACAGUGAGCCAAAAACAAUUCAGAGGAUCAAUGAGAUGAUUAAAGCAUGAAAAAACUUCUGUGAAGUGAGUCCUGGACCAUUCAUUGAUAAGAUCACUUAGGGGUAUUUGGUUUGGAGAGCAAGAUAAAGACAGAAAAUGACAUUCACUUAUGAAAGCUUUCAACCGUCAACAAGAGAAAAGCUUGAAGAAACACUAUCAGAAUUGAAGCUUACGACAAAAGAAUUCGAGUCUGAAAAAGAUAGGCUAAAGCAAGAGAUUCAGAAGCUUCAAGAGGUAAAAGAUCAGUGGAAAGAUAGAGCUAAAAAACAAGAAGUUAAAGUCUGCAAGAUCAUUAGAGAAUGUGACAGCUGUUGAAGAUCUAGCGAAGCUGCACCAAGAACAUAAAUGGUUAUGUGUGAAGGUAAAAGCCAAAGAGAUAACAAUUGCUGAGUUGACAGAUGAAAAUAAGCGAUUAAAACAAUAAUAUGUUGAAUUAGAGGAAAAAAGUACCUAAAUACAGAUAAAAAAUAACAUAUUGAACAGCUACUUAAGCAGGUUGAAACAAAGGUUGAAUGAACAAGAAGACUACAUUACUGCAUUGGUUAGAGAGCAUUUUGGUGUGAUAAAAAGGAAAACCUAGGAAGGUAGAAGUACAUUGAGCACUUAACGUCUCAAAUUUACAAAAAGGUAUGUGGGUAAAAAAGAGGUAGAUGGGGUAAGGCAUUGAAACAAGUGGUGGCUCCAGUAGAAGAACAUGGGCAACGUCUCCUAAAUUUCAUCGAGGAAGCCAAAGCUUAGUAUGAGCAGAUCAAACGAUUUUAUGGUUAUAACUCUAGGAUGAUAGAUUUUAUGUAAAUAAAAGUUCUUUGGAAUAAAUGAAAUCUUUUGG
Molecule: messenger RNA, 2864 nt
Organism: Durio zibethinus
Lineage: Eukaryota; Viridiplantae; Streptophyta; Magnoliopsida; Malvales; Malvaceae
Source: RefSeq, a predicted model, not a curated record